AUGAGUCAACAAGAGCCACACGAAUGGGCUGAACGCCUAUUGAACACUAAAUACAUUGAAAAGUACACCGUUCAGAAUUCAAACACUUUAGCUUCACCACCAGGAUUCGAAAAUGGUGCUUCCAAAGGAAACAUUUCAAAGAAACAACGAGACGCAACUUCUCAAACAACUACUCUAGCUCAAAAGAACCAGAUAACAACAUUGCAAGUACAGAAGGCAUGGCAAAUUGCUUUUCAACCGGCCAAGUCUAUUCCAAUGAAUAUUUUCAUGUCGUAUAUGUCUGGUACAUCUUUGCAAAUCAUCCCUAUAAUGACUGCCCUGAUGUUACUCUCCGGACCUAUCAAGGCCAUUUUAUCUACUAGGAGUGCAUUCAAGCCAGUAUUGGGCAAUAAAGAGACUCAAAGUCAAGUGCAAACUGCUAUGCUUAUGUUUAUCGCCUUUCAGGGUGUAUUAAUGUACAUUGGGUACAGGAAACUGAAUUCUAUGGGACUCAUCCCGAAUGCUAAGAGUGACUGGCUGCCUUGGGAAGAAAUUGUUGACUAUAAUCAUGGAUUAAAAUGGUUCUCCAAUUGA
Messenger RNA from Saccharomyces eubayanus, 573 nucleotides. It is a transcript of the gene EMC4, whose product is annotated as chaperone EMC4. The record is from RefSeq and is a predicted model, not a curated record. Gene Ontology annotation, cellular component: EMC complex. NCBI's taxonomy places the organism in Eukaryota, Fungi, Ascomycota, Saccharomycetes, Saccharomycetales, Saccharomycetaceae. Bases 1 to 573 code for a protein of 190 amino acids. Gene Ontology annotation, biological process: protein folding in endoplasmic reticulum. The transcript has a single exon.